Molecule: messenger RNA, 1239 nt
Organism: Morchella sextelata
Lineage: Eukaryota; Fungi; Ascomycota; Pezizomycetes; Pezizales; Morchellaceae
Exons: 5
Coding region: 1-1239 (412 amino acids)
Molecular function (GO): FAD binding
Source: RefSeq, a predicted model, not a curated record
AUGACACAAUUGAACGCAAAUCCAAAGGCCGAGGAAUCGGCACCACUUCAUAUACUGAUCAUUGGUGCCGGAGUGGUCGGCACCACCCUCGCUCAAGCUCUUCGCAAGUAUAAUAUUCCAUUCACAGUGUUCGAGCGCGACGUUUCCGCCACUUCCAGAGGUCAAGGCUGGGGAAUCACAAUCCACUGGGCGCUUCCAAGCCUGGACAUAUGCCUCCCCACACAUAUCCGCGAGAAGCUCUCCGAUAUUCAGGUUGACCCCGAACAGGGGAAGGUGGACCUGGGGAACUUUUUAUUUAUAAACUUACAGACAGGGGCAGUGGAAAGUAAAGUGCCGCCGAACAAAAGGUUGAGGAUCAAAAGGGAGGGAUUGAGAAAGUUGUUGUCUGAGGAUAUUCCUGUUCAGUGGAACAAGAAGCUUGUAAAUUUUGAGACCACGGACAACGGUGUGACAGCGUUCUUUGAAGAUGGGACGACAGCAUCAGGGAGCAUCAUUAUUGGCGCUGAAGGGGCGAGGUCUCGAACCCGUGAAAUCGUCUGCCCAGAUAUGUAUCAGCUGCAGCCUCUCCCAAUUCGGAGCAGUGGGCUCGCAGUUCAAUUCACGCCUGAACAGGCCGCUCCACUCCGAGCCUAUGAUCCGCUCCUAUUCCAGGGAAUGCAUCCAGUUACCGAGGUCUUUCUCUGGUUCUCCACGAUCGAUACACCGCAAACCAAUGCAACAGGCGGAGAUUACUAUACCAUCCAAUUCAUCAUCUCCUGGCGACCCACACCCGGCGAGGAAGCGCCGGCGGACUCAACAGAGAGACUCAAGAAAAUGAAGCAGCAAGCAGCUGAAUUCGCAGAGCCUUUUAGAAGCGCUAUAAUGGCCGUUCCUGAGGGGACGGAAGUGACGGAUGUUAGACUGGCAGAUUGGCCAUGUCUAGAGUGGGAUAAUCGGCGUGGAAGAGCGACGCUGGUGGGAGAUGCCGCGCAUGCUAUGACUAUGUAUCGUGGAGAGGCUGCGAAUCAUGGAAUUAUGGAUGUGGCGAAGUUGGUGGGUAAGUUGGUAGAGGUUCACGAGGGAAAGGUGGGGUUGAGAGAGGCAGUGGAUGGUUAUGAGGAAGAAGUUCGGACGAGAACAAGGCCGGCGGUGUUGUUGAGUAGGAAGGCCUGUAUAGAUGCCCAUGAUUGGAAAACAGUGAUGAGGGGAGAGUCACCAUUGAUGGCAAGAAGAGCGGUGUCAUUGAAGAAGGAUGCCUAG